Molecule: messenger RNA, 4978 nt
Organism: Catharus ustulatus (Swainson's thrush)
Lineage: Eukaryota; Metazoa; Chordata; Aves; Passeriformes; Turdidae
Gene: ZNF148
Product: zinc finger protein 148
Exons: 7
Coding region: 174-2546 (790 amino acids)
Biological process (GO): regulation of transcription by RNA polymerase II
Cellular component (GO): nucleus
Molecular function (GO): RNA polymerase II cis-regulatory region sequence-specific DNA binding; DNA-binding transcription factor activity, RNA polymerase II-specific
Source: RefSeq, a predicted model, not a curated record
UUUCCCCAGCGUCGGGAGCUGCUAACAAGUGCCAGGCUGGAAGUGGCUUGGGAGAGCAGGGGGGACCAGUAGGAGUUGAAGAGAAAUUAGUUGGGCUUCAAACACUUUCACUCAUCAGCAUCAUUCCUCCCCCGAUUCCUGCCAAACCUCAGCUGGGGUAAUUGCACUUAAGAAUGAACAUUGAAGACAAGCUGGGAGGAUUAUUUCUUAAAUGUGGUGGCAUAGACCAGAUGCAGUCAUCCAGGGCUAUGGUAGGGAUGGGUGCAGUAUCUGACCAGUCUGGAGUAUCGAGAGAACGGCAAGAGGCAGUGCUUCAAGAUCGGACUAUGCCGCACCAAGAAAUUCUUGCAACAGAUGAAGUGUUACAGGAAAGUGAACUUCGGCAGCAAGAGAUGAUUUCACAUGAUGAACUCAUGGUCCAUGAGGAGACGGUAAAAAAUGAUGAUGAAAUGGAUGCUCAAGAUAGACUUCCUCAAGGGCUGCAGUAUGCUGUUAAUGUCCCUAUCAGUGUAAAGCAAGAAAUUACCUUUACUGAUGCAUCUGAACAACAGAAACGAGACAAAAAACAAAUACGAGAGCCAGUAGAUUUGCAGAAAAAGAAGAAAAGAAAACAGCGUUCACCAGCAAAAAUCCUUACAAUAAAUGAGGAUGGAUCACUUGGUCUGAAAACCCACAAAUCUCAUGUUUGUGAGCAUUGCAAUGCUGCCUUUAGAACCAACUACCAUUUACAGAGACAUGUCUUCAUUCAUACAGGUGAAAAACCAUUUCAGUGCAGUCAGUGCGACAUGCGUUUCAUACAGAAGUACCUGCUACAGAGGCAUGAGAAGAUUCAUACUGGUGAAAAGCCAUUUCGUUGUGAUGAAUGUGGUAUGAGGUUUAUUCAGAAGUAUCACAUGGAAAGGCACAAAAGAACUCACAGUGGAGAGAAGCCUUACCAGUGUGAAUAUUGUUUGCAGUAUUUCUCCAGGACCGAUCGUGUGCUGAAACACAAACGUAUGUGCCAUGAGAACCGCGAGAAGAAACCCAACAGAAGUGCCACCAAAGUUGGCUUUUUGCCAUCGGAGGAAGAUUCUGGUUUCUCUACGCCUCUGAAAGACAGCUCCUUGCCAAAGAAGAAAAGGCAGAAAACAGAGAAAACAAAAUCUGGGGAUAAGGAAAGUACAGAUAAAUCAGAACACAAGAAGGACAAAAAUGACUAUUUGCCUUUGUACUCUUCUAGUACUAAAGUAAAAGAUGAAUACAUGGUAGCAGAAUAUGCUGUGGAGAUGCCACAUUCUUCGGUCGGUGGAUCGCACUUAGAGGAAGCAAAUUCUGGAGAAAUACACCCACCGAAGCUCGUUCUCAAGAAGGUCAACAAGAGGAGUCUAAAGCAGCCACUUGAGCAAAGUCAAACCAUUUCACCUUUAUCCACGUAUGAAGACAGCAAAGUUUCAAAGUAUGCCUUCGAUCUUGUGGAUAAGCAAAGUUUACUGGACUCUGAAGGUAAUGCUGACAUUGAUCAAGUCGACACAUUACAGGAAGGGCCCAGUAAACCUGUACACAGCAGCACUAAUUAUGAUGAUGCAAUGCAGUUUUUAAAGAAAAAGAGGUAUCUACAAGCAGCUAGUAACAACAGUCGAGAAUAUGCCUUGAAUGUAAGUACCAUAGCAUCUCAACCUUCAGUAACGCAGGCAGCUGUGGCCAGUGUCAUUGAUGAAACUGCUACAGCCUCAAUACUAGACACACAGGCACUGAAUGUUGAAAUUAAAGGUAACCAUGACAAAAAUGUCAUUCCAGAUGAGGUACUGCAAACUCUGUUAGAUCAUUAUUCACACAAGGCUAAUGGACAGCAUGAGAUCUCUUUCAGUGUGGCUGACACGGAAGUGACCUCCAGUAUAUCCAUCAAUUCCGCUGAAGUAUCUGAGGUGACCCAAUCUGAGUCGGUUGGAACCAGCUCUCAGGCUUCCUCAUCAGAUAAAGCUAGUAUGUUACAAGAAUAUUCAAAGUUUUUACAACAAGCUUUGGACAGAACUAGCCAAAAUGAUGCCUAUUUGAACAACCCGAGCCUUAAUUUUGUGACUGAUAACCAGACUCUUACAACCCAGCCAGCAUUUCCUUCCAUGGAGAAGGUCUACACGUCUAUACCCGUCAAUAGCUUUCGGUCGGGAAUGAACUCUCCAUUAAGAACAACUCCAGACAAGUCUCACUUUGGACUAAUGGUUGGUGAUUCUCAGCACCCUUUUCCCUUUUCAGGUGAUGAGGCAAAUCAUUCUUCUUCCUCCUCUACACAGGACUUCUUGGAUCAAGUAACUUCUCAGAAGAAAGCAGAGGCACAGUCUGUUCAUCAAGCAUAUCAAAUUAGCUCCUUUGAGCAGCCCUUUAGAGCUCAGUACCAUGGGGCAAGAGCUGGAAUAUCCUCUCAGUUUAGCACUGCCAAUGGACAGGUGAACCUUCGGGGACCAGGGACAAGUGCUGAUUUCCCAGAAUUUCCCUUGGUGAAUGUAAAUGAUAGCAGAGCUGGGAUGACUUCUUCACCUGAUGCCACAACGGGCCAGACUUUUGGCUAAGAAAUCUUUGUAAAUAAUACUGGCACUUUAGAACACAUUUGUCAAAAGGGGGUUGCUCUGUAUAAGAUGGAGUUCUGUACAGCUUUUAAGAGCGCUAUGUUAAAACAAAAGUAAGCUGAUAUUAGCAAGACCAAUAACUGCUUCUUUUUUUUUUUUUUUUAAAUUUUUCGUUAGCCAUCAGUCAUUGAACUGCCUGAUGUUGGUGCCCCUAUCAAAGGCAGUUUAUUAUUCACUUGUUUGAAUCCAGAAAAUAUUUUACCUUCUAUGAAAUUUUAAAAUAAAAUCCCCAGGUAAGACUUUCCCCCAUGAUUGUUUCCUUGCUGGUUUCCUUGUAUGCUUUGGGAGACAGUUUAUUGUCUGAUACUAUUUACAUUGUCAUUUCUGAGCUUGUCAGCAUAGUCAUUGCUCUUCAGCAGGGAAUCAACGUGUACUAAACACACAGAACAAACAAGUAAGUUUCAGAAGUCAAACAAAUAUGGCUUUAAAACAAACAUUUUCUAGAAAAAUCUUCAGUCUCUCCCAAGAUAAUUUUAGACCAUGUGCCCUUUAUUUCUGCUUUGCAUUACCUUGAGUUGUGUUUGGAGGGAAAGAAAGUGAAUUCUGAUAGACUAACUCUACUAUUUAAAAUUCUUAUUAAUUUAAAAUACUUUAAACACUUUUUUAAGCAAAAUGCCUAACUGCUAAAGCCUUUACUUCAUUCCCGAAGUAAUGUGUAUUUCUUUGUACAGCUGAAUCUAGAUGUAACUUUUUAAUGACUUUUUCAUAUGCAGAAACCAAGAUUUUGAAAUUUUAGUUAAAAUACUCUGUAGAUGACAUUCCCAAUUGCAAAUGCUUACACAAACAGUGUAUUCCAAGAUUUAAAAGCUUAAUUGUACCUUACCCUACGUAUUCAUAACGAUUAACAUAGAGCACUUAGCCAACUUUAUAGUUUUUGAUUUCUCAAAAAAUAAAACCAUUUUUAGAUGUUUAGGUUUGAUACGGUUGCGUCAUUUUCAUCUCAUACAGCAGCUCCAGUAAUUCUUUUCAAUAUACUUGAGACUGGGUAUUUUUAGCUUCUGUAAAAACUGUUUUAAUUCUCUGUCUAGAAUUUUGACAAUUUCAAUUAUUAAAUUUAUUGAAGUAUCCCUGAAAGCUGAAGAAGUGGGCAUUCAAAUUCCCCAUUUUUUAGUGUUUGCUUAGUAAAAGUCACUACAAUUUUACCCACCUAAACUGGUGAAUGAUGCUAGUGAACAGGAUUUCUUUUUCCAGCCUAGGAGAGUGAUGAGAAGUUUUCAUUGCAUUUCACAGUAUAAAUAAACUGCAAAGUUUAUCCCUGUACCAUGAAUAUGUUUUUUUGAAUAGUACUUUGUCUUGAAGUAUACAGUAUGGUACGAUAAGUAGUUCUGUGUGCAUUUUUAAGGUGGUAAGAUUUCAAUAGCCUAACUAUUGUGUAGUUUAAGUUAACAAAUUUCAGAUUUUUGAACUGUAUGUUCAUUCUAUUGCACCUUCCCUAAAGGGACACUGUCUGGUAGUUCAAGGCAGUUUAAGCCUCAUGUAGGCUGAUUAACCAGGGAAAAUCACACACACAAACACACACACACACACACACACGUGUGUAUAUGGUGGUUUUUUAAAUAGAAUUUCAUCCAGGUUUUUAGAGCACUGUUGCUAGCUGGUGUCUCUCAGACAAAGCCAUCAGGUAGGAGAAAAGGCUGCAUCUCAAGGGGCUAAAAUAUAUCCUGUCUUUUAAGAAAGGACUUGAGCAGGACCUAGAACGGUUCCCACCUCUUACCAAAGCAGUAGCAAUAUUUUUCUGAAUUUUGAUUACCAGGAAAAUGAUCCCACUUUGUCUUUUCCCUUAUGGUAGCACUACUACAGCACUAACUUCACUUGGUACAGUUGAGGGAGAAAGGGCAUUUAUUAUCCAUAGCCUGCUUCUUCUAUUGGCAAGAAUACAGUUUAUAUAAACUAAUUUCUUAAUACUUUUGUAUAAGAAAGCAGGCUUUUUUGAUUUGUUGACUCUGUGUGUAAAACAGUAAGGCAUUUCAGCGUGCUAUGACUUACCAGUGAUUUUUUCUGAAUAUUUGGCCACGACUUGAAAAGAGUGGGCAUCAUGGGAGAAAAGUAAAUUCUUUAUGGGUUAUUAAUGAUACAUGUAAAAAAUUUCUUUGAAAGAAUAUUUUUAAACUGAUCCACGGUCUCUCUGUUUUUCUUCCUUUAUGGUCAGUUUGGUUUUUUGACUUUCCAUUCUGUAUUGCACAGAAAUAACAAAAAGUGUCCUGAUAUCCCAGGAAACCACCUCUUGUAAGGCAUACUUUGUUUUCAGUGUUCAUUUCCAUGACAUCUUAGCUUGCAGUGCCUGAAUAACACUACGUUGGCAUUUUUGUUCCUAUGCCCUGAUGUUACAAGGAGAUGGCAAUUGUACUAUUCGUUAAAUAUAGCAAGGAACAAAA